AUGAGUGUCAAAACCAUGAUUUCAGUGUUGCACCAAAAGUAUAGUUUUGAAGCACACAACUUGCAGUGCUGUAGAGCUAUUACUAUAGCAAGAGGAGAGACUGCUGCCUGCUAUGACUUGUCUUAUGCAAAAUUGCCCAAAUAUGGUCAUCUUCUAAGAAGACAUAACCCUAGUACUAUGUUCAAGCUGGUACCAUAUGAGAGACAUGACUUCACUAAGAAUCCACAAUUCAAGAGAUUAUUUGUUUGUCUUCAAGCUUGCAAGAAUUGGUUUUUGGAUAGAUGUAGACCCUUUAUAGGUCUAGAUGAAUGUCAUUUGAAGGGGAGGUAUGGAGGUGUGCUAUUGUCUGCAAUCUCAGUUGAUGGGAACAAUGGAAUAUAUCCAGUGGCCUUUGGUAUUGUUGAAGUAGAGAACAAGGAUAGCUGGGUAUUUUUCUUCCACUGUUUGGAAUCAACUUUGAGGUUGGAUUACUUGGACAUAGGUCUUACCUUUAUGUCUGACAAACAGAAGGGUCAUGCAGAUGUUAUAGCUGGCAUAGUCCUAGGAGCACAUCACAGAAACUGCUGCAGACAUCUGUAUAGUAAUUUCAAAGCAUCAUUCCCUGGACUGUUGUUGAAGACCCAAUUCUGGAUUGCAUGCAAAGAACCUAAUGAGUUCAUCUACAACAAGGCAAUAGAAAGAAUUAAGGAGGUCAAUAAGGAAGCUUAUGAUUGGUUGGUGAAAAAUAACCAACCCUCAAUGUGGUGUAGGCAUGCAUUCGAUAAAAGAGCCAAGAGUGAUCAUGUAACGAACAACAUGACCGAGUCUUUCAACAACUGGAAUGGAGAAUUGAGGAGUAAGCCUAUCUUAAUUUAA
Messenger RNA from Macadamia integrifolia, 855 nucleotides. RefSeq lists its product as uncharacterized. The transcript is spliced from 2 exons. NCBI's taxonomy places the organism in Eukaryota, Viridiplantae, Streptophyta, Magnoliopsida, Proteales, Proteaceae. The record is from RefSeq and is a predicted model, not a curated record. Bases 1 to 855 code for a protein of 284 amino acids.